AUGACGGACACAGGUGAUACGAAAGAACCAAAGAGGCUCGUAGGAAGAAGACGACAAAAAACAGAAAACCCAGUCGAAAUCGCAAACAAGGUCUCAGAUGAUGAGUUCCUUACACAGUAUCUAAAACCGAGUUGGUCGGAAUGGAAACAUCCUCAAGGCGAAACAACAUGUACCCUGAGUCUUGCACGGCCUACAUGUAUGAGUGAUGAAGAUUUGGAGGCAUGCUACAACUUGGUAGAUGAAACAAGCGGUGCAGACUAUCGCGACUCAUCGCUUGGGUGGCAUCCGGCUGCAAAGAAGAAGGAGAUGCGAUCGCCAGAUCUCAGAUACAUCUUGGUAAAAGACGGACAAGGCACUAUAAAAGGCUUUACGUCUUUUAUGCCCACUUUUGAGAACCACGAAGCUGUGGUUUACUGUUAUGAGAUUCACUUGAAACAGGAACUACAAGGAACCGGACUAGGCAAACAGCUCAUGGGUUACUACAUGGACGUUGCAGAGAACAUACCAAGUAUCGAAAAAGCCAUGCUCACAUGUUUUGUGAGUAACAAAUCUGCGCUCAAAUUCUACGAGAGACUGGGAUUCACAAGAGACGAUUACUCCCCAAGGGAAAGAAAACUAAGAGGAGGAAAGGUGGUGGUACCCGACUAUGUGAUACUCAGUCGACCAACAGCCGCAAAAAAGGUCGAUGAUUCAAGAGCUCACCAGCCUGGACGUUGA
Fusarium pseudograminearum CS3096 is the source of this 717-nucleotide messenger RNA. RefSeq lists its product as uncharacterized. The record is from RefSeq and is a predicted model, not a curated record. The transcript has 3 exons. Gene Ontology annotation, cellular component: nucleus. Gene Ontology annotation, molecular function: histone H2A acetyltransferase activity; protein N-terminal-serine acetyltransferase activity; histone H4 acetyltransferase activity. The coding region runs from base 1 to 717 and encodes 238 amino acids. NCBI's taxonomy places the organism in Eukaryota, Fungi, Ascomycota, Sordariomycetes, Hypocreales, Nectriaceae.